AUAGAAGCUCAAAAUCUAUCACGUGUCUCAGAAUUCUAUCUCAUGGGACUGUCAGAGGACCCAGACCUGCAGGCCCUCCUCUUUGGAUUGCUCCUGUCCAUGUACCUGGUCACAGUGCUUGGGAAUCUGCUCAUCAUCCUGGCUGUCAGCUCUGACUCUCGCCUCCACACCCCCAUGUACUUUUUCCUCUCCAACCUGUCCUUGGCUGACAUCUGCUUCAUCUCCACCACGGUCCCAAAGGUGCUCAUGAACAUCCAAACUCACAGCAGAGCCAUCUCCUAUGUGGGCUGCCUGACAAAGAUGUCUCUUUUUCUCAUUUUUGGAUCUAUGGAUGAUCUGCUUCUUACCGUGAUGGCCUAUGACAGAUUUGUGGCCAUCUGUAAGCCCCUGCAUUACCACGUCAUCAUGAGCCCUCAUCUGUGUGGCCUGUUAGUUUUGGCUUCCUUUUUGUUUGGCUUUUUAGAAUCCCAACUGCAUAAUUUGGUAGUAUUACACUUUCCCUAUUCCAAUAGUGUAGAAAUUGCUAAUUUCUUCUGUGACUCUUCACAGGUUCUUAAUCUUUCCUGUUCAGAUACCUUUACCAAAAAUAUAGUCAUGUGUUUUGCUGGUACUGUCUAUGCUUUUCUUCCUCUCUCAGGCAUCUUUUUCUCUUAUUAUAAAAUUGUUUCUUCUAUUCUGAGGAUCCCAUCCUCAGGUGGAAAACACAAAGCCUUCUCCACCUGUGGCUCUCACCUCUUGGUUGUUUGCUUAUUUUAUGGAACAGCUGUGGGAGUGUACUUUUCUUCAGAUGAGUCAUCUAUCACUGGCAAAGGUGCAAUGGCCUCUGUCAUGUACACUGUGGUCACCCCCAUGUUGAACCCCUUCAUCUAUAGCCUGAAUAACAGGGACAUUAGAGGUGCCCUGAGGAGGCUGCACAGGAGAACAGUGUGA
This is a messenger RNA of Marmota monax (woodchuck), 930 nucleotides long. RefSeq names its product olfactory receptor 7E178-like. Lineage: Eukaryota; Metazoa; Chordata; Mammalia; Rodentia; Sciuridae. Gene Ontology annotation, biological process: G protein-coupled receptor signaling pathway. Gene Ontology annotation, molecular function: olfactory receptor activity; G protein-coupled receptor activity. The record is from RefSeq and is a predicted model, not a curated record. The coding region runs from base 43 to 930 and encodes 295 amino acids. Gene Ontology annotation, cellular component: membrane. The transcript has a single exon.